Rhipicephalus microplus (southern cattle tick) is the source of this 972-nucleotide messenger RNA. It is a transcript of the gene Polr2G, whose product is annotated as DNA-directed RNA polymerase II subunit Rpb7. The record is from RefSeq and is a predicted model, not a curated record. Lineage: Eukaryota; Metazoa; Arthropoda; Arachnida; Ixodida; Ixodidae. Gene Ontology annotation, biological process: DNA-templated transcription; positive regulation of translational initiation; transcription initiation at RNA polymerase II promoter. Gene Ontology annotation, molecular function: translation initiation factor binding; single-stranded RNA binding; single-stranded DNA binding. Gene Ontology annotation, cellular component: P-body; RNA polymerase II, core complex.
CAAUCGCAGUAGUCAUCACGGACUACUGCGUCCCGUCACUAAUCGUGCACAAAACAUUCAGCGCGUGACAAGCGGCGUUGUUUUCGGCAACAAUAUGUUUUAUCACAUCUCCCUGGACCACGAAAUCCUGCUGCAUCCGAAGUACUUCGGUCCUCAGCUCGUUGAAACCGUGAAGCAGAAGCUGUACGCCGAAGUGGAGGGGACUUGCACGGGAAAGUACGGCUUCGUCGUGGCCGUGACCACUAUCGACAACAUUGGCGGAGGCCUGAUCCAGCCUGGCAGGGGUUUUGUCGUGUAUCCCGUCCGGUACAAGGCCAUCGUCUUCAGGCCCUUCAAGGGAGAAGUCCUGGACGCCGUAGUCACGCAAGUCAACAAGGUCGGCCUGUUCACCGAGAUCGGUCCGCUCUCCUGUUUCAUCUCAAGGCAUUCUAUCCCAUCGGACAUGCAGUUUGAUCCAAACUCCAACCCACCGUGCUACAGGACGCAAGAUGAGGACAUCAUCAUCCAGCAGGACGACGAGAUCAGGCUGAAGAUUGUGGGCACGAGAGUAGAUGCGUCAGACAUCUUUGCCAUCGGCACACUAAUGGACGACUACCUCGGCCUGAGCUGAACCUGUGGCCCGCUGUUCUUCAUGUUUCAUCGCAGUCACCCCUCAUGGUUUCGCCCUGUGCUGAGGAAAUACGGAGUCAUCAUUCUCUGCAUGUUACGUUUUUGAAAAGUGCCAAUUCGGGAUUGUCGUUCAGGAGCAUGGAAUUUGAAUGCAGAAAUCGUGUGUUGAUGGUUAUUUUUCUUGAUUUAUAUUCCUUGUGCAUUUCUAAGAAAGGUUCCAUGUCAGGGUCAAGCUGUCAUGAAAAGCUUGCAUUGACGUAUUGUGGAAUUUUAAAUUAUGGGUUUAAUCAUUUCUCGCCAUUUAUUGUUGAACUUAAGUCCUGUUGUACAGAUAAUGAAAUAAAAAAAUUUGUUGUGCUUAAA